Physcomitrium patens is the source of this 4038-nucleotide messenger RNA. RefSeq lists its product as uncharacterized. Gene Ontology annotation, molecular function: phosphatase binding. Gene Ontology annotation, cellular component: Cul4A-RING E3 ubiquitin ligase complex. The record is from RefSeq and is a predicted model, not a curated record. Gene Ontology annotation, biological process: ubiquitin-dependent protein catabolic process. Lineage: Eukaryota; Viridiplantae; Streptophyta; Bryopsida; Funariales; Funariaceae.
CGAACAACGUCGACAGCGACGCCAACUCCAGUAGUGUUUCUUCAGACCGAGGUUGGGGUUGGAUUGAGGAGUUAGCUCCUCACAAAAGCAAAACGAUCUGGAGGCGAGACACAGUAUCUUUCAAAUCUAAUAAAAAGCAGGAGGGGGAUGCGCUUAAUGAUGAAUGAGCACACACUCCUCAUAUCUCGCCAUCCUGAAGCUCGUCAGAUUGUCAUUGUACCCAUUGUUUGACCUGCACAGACGUACACGCCCUGCGAUCGCUCAGGGAGAUACUCCACACGUCAAUCGGAAACUCUGUCAUGUAGGCAGUGCUAGGGUGGAUUGAUCUGCGCGAGUGUUUGGAUCGAGUUCCGGGAGUGAAGAAGGUUAAUGCUUCGCAAUUAGUGGGAGAACACGUCAACGUGAGGGAGGAGGACAUUUUCAGUUAUGUUGUUUGUUGUUGAGCGCAUGGACGUUUGAGCGUGUUCGAGUGCUUAAGAUAGGGGUUACUGUUUCCAGAGGCGAUGAGGACCAUGAUUUGUGCGUCGCGACGGAUUGUUUAAGUUUUGGUGUGUAUUACAUUGGAUGUGUUUGGUCGUGGUGCAUUGUGGUGGAUUUUAGGGAACUAUAUAUGGAGUCAGUUGUAGCUCUGCUUGUAGAGAAAAUGGUGAGUACGUGUGAUUCAGUUGAGGGACUGCUGUGAUUGUUUGUAGUUUAGGAGUGAACAUUUCGAGUAGACAGAUUGUGUGGUGGUGCCUAUAUUAGGGUGAAUUUGAGAGACGGUGCGUGCUAUUGUGUGGUGUAGGUUCAAGUGGUUUAGUUUUUGGUUAAUGAGUUUUUUUGCGUCGGUCUCUACUUAAUUUAGUAGGACUUUACCGAAGGAUCCAUGAUUGCGGGUCCGAGUGUAAAUUGCUUGGGAGAUUUGGGGGUAUGCUUCUGAACUCGGAAGUCAUUGAGAUCGAGUAUCAGAGGGUAGUAGGAGAUGGGUUUCGUAGAUUCUGUGCAUAAUGCACACGUUUGCGUCUGAAUCAGCCCCGCCAUGAUAGUGCAUCAUGUAGGAAGGAAUUGAAGCUUGAUACAGGAGAGUUUAUGAAUAGGGGCUUGUUGAGGUAGAGGUGGCAUUGAUGGGGUCUUGGAAAUCGAGCGGCUAUGGCUGUUUCGUAAUCAACAGUGGAUUGCAACAGUACAGAGUCAAGGCCAUGCUGAGGGUGCUUAUUAAUGCACAAAUCACGGGGAAGGGUUGUAGGGCUUUACGGCAGUUGCCUGCCACAGUUUAUGACAGACUACAGAGCUCAUCGCAUGACAUUGCUCAUUUGUGCAUUGAGCUUGACAACGCAUUGGUGGUUAACGACGUGAAUUCUUGCCAAGAGGCGCUAUCGAAAUCGGCUCAGAGUCUGUGUGAAUGCAAUAACACUAACCAUCAGCUGAAUCGUAAGGCCUUUGUGCUGUUUGGAGGGGACAUCCUGCUCCUCAGGGCUCUGUUUCUGAAAUUCCCAUCACCAGCGGACGUUGAGAAGCUGAGCUUUACGGUGAAGGUGCUGUACAUCCGGAACGAAUGUUUGAGUAUCUUGCGUGAGCUUUGCCUGACGGUGCAUUCCUUCAUCGAGUACUUGGCUGCUGAUGACGUUUUCGUAGUGAAGCUCUUUGACAUGAUGCGCCUCCACAAUACGUUCGAUAAUGCUGUUAAUCUUGCAGAAGAGGUUCUGGCAAUUCGACAAGACACGUGGCCAGUGCAGGGUGUUCCGAAUCUUACAAGUUUAGUCUCAAAUUUCUCCUCAAGGCAGCUAGCUUCAUUUUGCCGUGUUCUUGCGAUGGUGGUCUUUGAACCUGAGGCAGGGAAUGCAUGGUUGGGCCAGGAGCAGAGUUCUGAAAGUUGCAUGCAACAGAAAUCAAGGAUCGAGGAGCCAGAAUGGACGACGACUGACAAAAACCAUGAAGCCAUUCUACUCAUCCCAAACAUUCUUUCACGCCUAGUGAAACUCCUCGCAUUGGACAUAAUGUCCAUUAGUCGAGAGGCUAAUCUUUUAUCCGAACCCUCUGAGGUAGCGGUCGCAGUGCCAAUGCGAAGCACAUUAGAAAGGAUGUACAAUGCAUUCCGUGUGACUCGAGGUCAACUUCUUGACGAGACAGGGGCUGUUAUUCCACAGCUGGAGGGUCUUCAGGAAUCCGACCCUGCUUCUCAUCUCCAACAAGAGAGGACAGGUCUAAAUUCUGCUGAUGAGAGGAUCUUGGAUUGGAGCAUCAUAACAUAUCUGGAUCGCACUGGUCUCUCCACCAGCGUUGUACAACUAGCCGCAUCUCAUCACGUGGAAGUGCUCUUUGUGUUGUGCGCCUUGUGCGGUGGUAAGAAAAGAGAGCAGGUGCAAAAUUCUUUGGCAGAGCUAGGGCUGGUGAGUGUGUUGGAUGAUAUGUUCGACAAGUUGGACUGGGUACCAACACAGCCACGAGCUCACUCUCGAGGAAUUCAUGGUCUUAUUUGUGCGUGCAGUCCGAAGUCGGCCCUCAAAAUUCAAUAUCUUAGGUUAAUUCACAACUUCUGUGAUCGUGACAGCUGCAAUAGGACGAACAAGCAACUAUUGUUGGUCCCAAGUGUCUCCAAGGAAAGCAACUCGUGUUGGACUGACGGUGCUGAAAUCAAGGGCUCAAAUGGUCUUAUAGUGAAGGUACUGAAGAUAUUGGUGGAUGGACCGGGAGAUUCACUUUAUCGGUGCUGGCUUGCUUCAUGUGUGGAAGCCUUUCUGCGAGGUGCUGAUCCUAAGGAUCAAGAAACUGUAGCAUCAACUGGUCUGAUGGAACAUUUACUACGGGAAAUUUUGAAAGGAGGUUUCCGAUGUGCUUCUACUCUACAGAUUAACUUCGAUCUUUUGGGAGAGCUUAUUAAGUUCAACAAAAGCUUAUUUCAGCGCCUUGACGGACUUCUAGUGGGAGACGCAUUUGACCAGUUUGUAGAGGUCUUGGUUACAAACCUAGUAGAUUCAAACGUGUUUAUUCGAUCUGUGGUGCUAUCUCUGAAUUGCCUCAAGCGGACCGACGUAUUGACUACAGACCUUAGUCCAAAUCUAUAUCCGUGCUCUUUGAAGGAAAAAAGUAUGAGGAAAGAUCGCUACAUUUAUGAAAGUAAGCAGGAUGAAAACUACAACAAGAUUGCUGCCUUUAUCUCGCACAAUACCUUACGGUUGCUGAGAGACCUCAUGUGCGCUGUGCGGCUUAAUGACAUCAACCAGGAUAAUAUAUGCGUUGUGAAUACGGCCUUGAUCAUAUUUAUAUCUGUGGAGAAGAACGGAGAACUCUUGGCAUAUCUUCAAGGAAUAAGGGCUGCUGACAGGAGAGUUCUUAAUAAUUUCCGAUCACUUCUUGAGUUUUGGCGCAGCUACUAUCUCACGAAACGAGGGCGUGAAUGUGUUUCUCUUCAAUAUUCUACCCAACUACCUUUUUCAGCCUGGCUUCACAUUGUGGACUUGCUUUGUUCCCAUCCUGAUUCCCCCUACUCCCUUCUUUACGCUUCCUCAGUUGACCUGCAGGAUGACCAGUAUGAUUGGAAGUGAAAUCUCUCCGAGAUAUAUUCUUAGAUAAUUGUCAUUGUUUCAUGUUAUGUGUAGUUACUUGGUAUCCCGUAGCAUUUUAAUUAUGGCUAAUUAUACUUUGUGAAGAUCAUUUUCUUUUCGAGGAUGAAAAGUUGCUAUACGCUGUAAGUGAAGAACAGAGCCACGUUCUCAUGUCACGAGAAUUGUACGAAGUACAUCACCAGGAUCUGACUUAAGGACAGAACGCUGAACUCUUACAUUCCUAGUCCUUCAAAUCUGUACAUAACGCACCGUACUAUCUUCGUCUGAAUUUCGUUGAAGACGACGCGUAAGGUGAGGGGGGUGGUCUAAAGGGGAAAUUUAUCAAGAGUCGCCGAGAUUGUGUACUGGAUGUAAUUUGGCUUGUGUGAAGUUGUUAGGAAGUAGCUAUCUGUUGAGCCUUGUUGAAAACGGAAGUGUUUUUUACAUUGUGACAAUGUCGUACUUUCAUUACACGUUGAACACGCAAUGGUAUACUUGGAAUUUGUGUCGACUA